Bombina bombina (fire-bellied toad) is the source of this 3201-nucleotide messenger RNA. RefSeq names its product transmembrane protein 132D-like. The record is from RefSeq and is a predicted model, not a curated record. NCBI's taxonomy places the organism in Eukaryota, Metazoa, Chordata, Amphibia, Anura, Bombinatoridae.
UCUUCAGUGACAGAGAGUCGUGGAAUAUUAGACAACAUACAGAGAUUUUCUUUGCUGCCAACCUACCUUCCAGUGAGUUACAAGAUUCAGCAGAGUGAUGCUUCAUUUUUCCUCAAGGAGGCAAAUCAGGACAUUAUGAGGAAUUCAAGUUUACAAACCAGAAUUGAAUCAUUUGUUAUUUUCAAGACCAAGAAACAACCAGUAAUGAAUGCCAGCUUUGGACCAUUUGUUGUGGAGCAAGCAGUCCCACAGGACCUAUUAAUUCCCAAUCAUUUUGGAUAUACUGAUAAAUUUACUUUUAACUGGAAAAUUAAAGCAUAUAUCCUAAAUAACAAGAUUUAUCCUAGUAGACCUAAGGUUCAGAUUUUGUUUUAUAUUUUGGGGAGGGACUGGGAUGAUUAUAGCACUACAGAGCAACUUCCUUGUGUUAGAGUCUUUGCCUUCCGUGAGACAAGGGAAGUGAAGGCAAACUGCAGGUUAACUGGUGAUCUGGGACUAUGUGUGGUUGAACUUGAACUUCUCUCUAGUUGGUUUGAUCCACCAACUGUAAUUGCUGGACACAAGAAAAUGAUAGAGCAACCUGAAGGAAGUCCAGUGGAACUAUAUUAUGCUGUUUACCCAAGUGAUGAAAAAGCUAAUUGUUUGAAAGAAGAUAUAAGGAAAAGUGGGAUACCACCAGCACGUAUCUAUAUGGAUGAUACUGGCCCACCCCUACAGAGGAUCGGAAGUGUGUACCUAUAUCAGGCGCACAGCAACCAUUCUUUUAUAGAAAUGCAACUAGAUAGUAACAUGGUUAUCCGCUCAUUACGUCACAAUGUAAAAAAAGGGGACGCUUUAACAUAUUUUGUGUGGAUCGCUAAAAAUUCAACACAAAACAAGUUCAAGUUAAGGGCUAAAGUGACUGAAGGCGUUAGUGUGUUUGGUAUAAAGUCCAGUUCACAUUUAUGGGAUGUGAAAGAAAGCACAGAUCCUGCUGGCAAGUUGUCACUUUUUGUUAUCGAUUGCCAAAGGAAAUCCUCUGUUUUGGAAAGCAGGCAGGAUGAAACCUACUAUGAGAUUUUCCGGAUAGAUUUCAGAAUUGGCACUGUAAGUGACCCAUCAGGAGUACACAUCAUCACUUGGCAAGCUGAAUACCCUGGUCAAAGCACUUCAGAACUUGGGGUGUCCAAAGUCUAUGUCAAUGAAAGAGACAUUGUAGGCGUUAUUCCACUUGCAAUGGAGGCUGAGAUUCUCAACACUGCAAUUCUCACUGGUAGGACAGUAGCUGUUCCUGUUAAAGUGGUCUCAGUAGACAGCCAUGGCACAGUUACUGAUAUUUCUGAAGCUGUAGAGUGCAGGUCAUCUGAUGAAGAUGUUCUAAAGAUUUCUGACAGAUGUGACUAUGUUUUUGUAAAUGGGAAGGAAAUGAAAGGAAAGGUGAAUGCCAUUGUUAAUUUCACUUACCAGCAUUUUAAAGCCUCACUAGAGAUGACAGUCUGGGUCCCUCGGCUCCCUCUGCAGAUAGAUGUUUCUGACACUGAAUUAAAUCAGAUCAAGUGGAGGGUUCCAAUUAUGUCAAAUAAGAGACAAGCUAGAGACAGUGAUGAUGAAGAUGAUGAUGAAAGAAAGGGAAGAGGCUGCACCCUUCAGUACCAACAUGCCAUAUUGAGAGUCCUUACCCAGUUCAUAGCCGAGUCCCGUCACAUGGCUGGUCAGCUCACCUACUUACUGGGACCCGACUGGCAAGUUGAUAUAACAGAUUUGAUUAGUGAAUUUAUCCAGAUGGAUGAACCUAAAGUGGUUAAACUUCAAGGACAGAUAUUAAGUGGACAAGAAAUUGGAAUGACAACAUUACAGAUAUUAUCCCCACUUUCAGAUGCUAUCCUAGCUGAGAAGACUGUGAUGGUGGUUGACGAGAAGGUGACAAUUACAGAUUUGGGUAUUCAGGUAGUGUCUGGGAUAUCAUUGUCUCUUCAGCUAAGUCCAGGAAGCAACCGAGCUAUCUUUGCAACAACAACAGCACAGGAGCACUUUAACUCACAAAAGCAGGAAGUUGGGAUUAGCUGCUGGAUCCAGUUUAGUGAUGGCACAGUAAGCCCCUUGGAUAUUUUUGACCCUAAAGACUUUUCUUUGAGUGUUUUGUCUUUAGAUGAAAAGGUUUUCUCUGUUUCACAAGAUUCUAAAUCUAAAUGGCCUACGUUUUCCAUCAUUGGGGAAGGUGAAGGGGGUCUGGUUAAAGUUGAGCUAAUGAUCAGCGAAUUAUGUCAAAAAUCUAAAAGAAAAAGUGUACUUACUUAUGGCAUCGGAAAUAUUAAAGUUACGGUUGGUCAGAAUGAUAGAAAUAAUAGCAGAAGUGUCAAACACAGAGACCAUUUGGAAAACCGAUUCAAAGAUAGAAGGAUGAAGACAUCCCAAGAAGGAGCUGGACCAGAUGGUGCAUAUUUUGGUACUUCUUCUAUGGACAGAGAUGUUCAGAUCAUGAAUCGAGCUACGACUGAUAAAGCUCAAUUAAAUAAGAGAGAGAGGGACAGUCUUUUGGAUGAUGACAGUCACCUUGCAAAUAGCCCAAUGGAUUUCACCAGUUUUCCUGCACAGGUUGACCUACCAAGUAACAACGAAGCUGCAGAAGAAAAUGAUCUUGUGCAAAACACCAGAGGCUUAACUGAUUUGGAAAUUGGAAUGUAUGCUUUGCUAGGUGUAUUCUGUUUAGCAAUAUUAGUCUUCCUGAUUAAUUGUGUGACAUUUGCAUUAAAAUAUAGACACAAACAGGUCCCUGUGGAUGAGCAAGAGACAAUGACACACUCACAUGAUUGGGUUGGCCUUACCAAUCGGACAGAUCUUUUGGAAAAUAGCAUUAACUUUUCAUCACAACAGGAUGAAUGCAUUACAGCUGUGGAUAGAGGAGUGAAUCUGGAGGAAAGUAAAUAUCUCCUCAAUGCAAACCAUCAAAAAACUGUAAAUGGACAAGUGUACAGAUCUGCAGAGACUUCCUUCAAUGAUAGUAAAGAACAGAGAGGGGAACCUUCAUUCUCUCCAACCUCAAAAAGGAAACGUGUAAAGUUUACUACUUUUACCACAAUGCCGUCUGAGGAUGGAGCCCCUGUUGUUAAUCAGAUUUUAAUGAACAAUGAAGAGGAAAUUAAGUGGGUAUGUCAAGAUUUAGAUGUUGGGGGAUGCAAGGAGCUCAGAAACUACAUGGAGAGGUUACAUGAAAAUGUGUGA